AUGGGCAUGGGCAUGGGCAUGAUCAUCACGGUCAUCACGGUCAUCACGGCCAUCACGGUCAUCACGGCCAUCAUGGUCAUCACGGUCAUCACGGUCACCAUCAACACGGUCAACACGGUCAACACGGUCAUCACGGUCACCAUCAACACGGUCAACACGGUCAUCACGGUCACCAUCAACACGGUCAACACGGUCAUCACGGUCACCAUCAACACGGUCAUCACGGUCAUCACGGUCACCAUCAACACGGUCACCACCAUCAUUGCGCUCAGAGUGAUCACAGCCAUCUCCAACGAGGACAUCAUCAACAUGAUGCUCAUCACGGCCACUGCCCGCGACUAUCUCUGCAGCGACGCCACACUACGCCGACCGCCCUGA
Thecamonas trahens ATCC 50062 is the source of this 378-nucleotide messenger RNA. RefSeq lists its product as uncharacterized. The record is from RefSeq and is a predicted model, not a curated record. NCBI's taxonomy places the organism in Eukaryota, Apusomonadida, Apusomonadidae. The transcript has a single exon. Bases 1 to 378 code for a protein of 125 amino acids.